GGCUCAACAGCGGGCACCGCGUCAUCUGGCAAGACAGUGGGUACCAAGUCACCAGGCACGACAGUGGGCUCUGAGUCAAUUGGCACGACAGCGGGCACCGGGUCAUCAGGUACCGGAUUGUCUGGCUCGACAGCGGGCAUCGGGUCACCAGGUAUGACAGCGGGCACUGGGUCACCAGGCAUCAGGUCAUUUGGCUUGCCAGCGGGCACCGCGUCAUCUGGCAAGGCAGUGGGCACCGGGUCACCAGGCAUUGGAUCGUCUGGCUCGACAGCGGGCAUCGGGUCACCAGGCAUCAAGUCAUUUGGCUCGCCAGCGGGCACCGCGUCAUCUGGCAAGGCAGUGGGCACCAAAUCACCAGGUACGACAGCGGGCUCUGAGUCAAUUGGCACGACAGCGGGCACCGGAUCAGGUACCGAAUCAUCUGGAUCAACAGCGGGCAUCGAGUCAACUGGC
Messenger RNA from Staurois parvus, 453 nucleotides. NCBI's taxonomy places the organism in Eukaryota, Metazoa, Chordata, Amphibia, Anura, Ranidae. The record is from the annotation of a GenBank genome assembly.